AUGGUACAGCCCAGCGAGGUCCGCCUUUGGCUCAGACCGCUACUGACACCGCUGGCCCCGCUAGUGCCCCGGAGUGUCCGGCGGCCGUCCCGUUCGUUCGAUGUACUGCGCCAGGCCCUGCUGCUGGCCCUGCUGAUGCUGGUGUACUGCAACGGGCUGACCGCUGGUAGCUGGUGGCGCAUCGCUGACCUCUCACUGGAUGCGGGCCACUUCCACCGGGACAACCGCAGUUUCGAGCUGUGUGGUGACAGCAGCUUCUUCACACUGGCCCAGCGUGACAAGUGCUUCGAUAAUCCGGAACUACUGAAGGUGAUUGUACAUGCGGCCAACACGGCCAAAUACGAGUGCCAAACGUACUUCCAGAACAAUCGCUGGAACUGCUCGGCCAAGCGUGGUGCCACCAUCUUCUACGGGAACUUUGACGACAAAGGAAACCGUGAAACGGCCUAUCUGAGUGCCAUAAACUCCGCGUCAUUGGCGUGGACCAUCACCCGUUACUGCACCAAAGGCGAACUGACCACAUGCCACUGUGACCACAUCCAGCGCAAGAAGCACAGCAAAUGGACCUGGGGUGGCUGCUCGGAGGACAUCAACUACGGCAUCAAACAGGCGCGAAUUUUCACCGAUCCACAGGAAAACCGCACGACCAGCUUCGGGCUGAUGAACUUACACAACAACGAAGCGGCACGACGAAUAUUAAGGUCGAAGAUGGAAAAAGUCUGUAAAUGCCACGGAAUGUCCGGCUCGUGCACGACACGUGUCUGCUGGCGGCGGCUUCCCUCGAUGAAGCUGAUUGCAGACACGUUAGGCUCGAUGUUCGACGCAGCGGCCCAAGUGAAGCCAGUCGAAAACAAGGGUAUCAUAAAGAAGCUGAUGCGCAAGGACGUCGAGUACAAGAAGGUGAAUAAGUCCGAUUUGGUGUACAUUGCCGAGUCGCCCAAUUAUUGUGAAGAAAACGAAAGUUUGGGCAUCUUCAGCACUCGCGGGCGAUUCUGCAACCGAACAUCGUACGGCAUCGAAGGCUGCCGGCUGCUGUGCUGUGGUCGCGGCUAUCAAACGCGCGUUCGCAAUGUGGAGGAAAAGUGCAACUGCAAGUUCGUCUGGUGCUGCUCGGUGAAGUGUGACACGUGCAGUAUGCGCAAGGACGAGCACAUCUGCAACUGA
This is a messenger RNA of Anopheles cruzii, 1164 nucleotides long. RefSeq names its product protein Wnt-1-like. Gene Ontology annotation, cellular component: extracellular region. NCBI's taxonomy places the organism in Eukaryota, Metazoa, Arthropoda, Insecta, Diptera, Culicidae. Gene Ontology annotation, biological process: neuron differentiation; cell fate commitment; canonical Wnt signaling pathway. The transcript has 6 exons. The record is from RefSeq and is a predicted model, not a curated record. Bases 1 to 1164 code for a protein of 387 amino acids. Gene Ontology annotation, molecular function: frizzled binding; cytokine activity.